CCUCAUCAUUACAAAUGGCUUUUGUAUAAACUUUGCUAUAGUAGAGAAGAUCAUGUCUAUAAGUAAGUAUAAAACCAGCGGUUUGGGGCAUGCUCAAAUAGUCUUUCUGAAAAAGCCAACUUGAAUCCAAGCAAUAUUAGCAAUUAUGAAAUUAACAGUGCUACUAACCAUUGUGGCGGUUUGCUUUGGCGCACCUGCUGACAUUGGCAGCCAACUUGACCAUCCCUCUCCUGUCAACCCAACUGUUUUGAUUGACUUGAAGCCAAAAGAAAAAAUUACACUUAUUUCCGAUGCUAAUGAGCUAUCUAAAUAUAAACGUCAAACCAUUGCUCCAUUGUAUCCCACUGUAUUGCCGGAGGAAAAAUUCCAUCAUAUAACGAAGAGAGGGAACAAUGAGGCAGUGAGUAAACGCGACAUUCCAGUGCCAUUAGUGGCAAAACACAAACACCCCGAUGUCUUGAACAAAUCUGGAAGUGAUACAGAUCCCAAGGAUAAAGUCGAACAUAAGCCACCAGAGGCGGAUCUGAAGUUAAAUGAGGAUGUUGGUGAAUCAAAGAUUUCCCAAAAAACUGAUGGUCAGAACCUUACCCGCAAGAACGACAUCGUAAAUAACCCAUCAGAUUUGACCAAUGUGUUACCUCACGAAGCUUCAACGACCACACAACAUCCAGUAAUUAGGCCGAAACCAGUUCCAGUAGCAGAACUUUUUGCAAGACAUCAAGAUCACACUGCCUAAUUGACAUGGUCAUCCACAUACAGCUUUCGAUUGGUGAAGCGGGCUAUAAUGACUUUUAAUCAUACACCAUUUGUAUUUGCGAAAAUGAUUCCCAAUAUAAAAACUAAAUAUUGUAACGUGGUUGCCUUAAAGUUUAA
Stomoxys calcitrans (stable fly) is the source of this 873-nucleotide messenger RNA. RefSeq lists its product as uncharacterized. Lineage: Eukaryota; Metazoa; Arthropoda; Insecta; Diptera; Muscidae. The coding region runs from base 146 to 736 and encodes 196 amino acids. The transcript is spliced from 3 exons. The record is from RefSeq and is a predicted model, not a curated record.